Molecule: messenger RNA, 540 nt
Organism: Nicotiana tabacum (common tobacco)
Lineage: Eukaryota; Viridiplantae; Streptophyta; Magnoliopsida; Solanales; Solanaceae
Source: RefSeq, a predicted model, not a curated record
AUGGAGACUCGUUGGUCUGCGGACGCGGCAGAUGUACCUCGAAGUCUCCAAAAUCUCUCCCUGUCUCAAGGAUGGAACACUAGGCCUGAUAUAACUUAUAAUGUUCAACACUUGAGCCAAUACAUUCAAAGUCCUACAGAUAGUCACCUAAAAGCAACAGUACAUGUGUUGAGAUAUUUGAAAGGAAAUUUAUCUCUAGGCAUCUUUCUAUCCAACAGCACAAAUUACAGAUUAAGAGCCUUUUGUGACUCUGAUUGGGCUUCUUUCCCUGAAACUAGAAAGUCUUUUCGUGGUGAUAUAGUGUUACGUGGUGCUAGCCCAAUCACUUGGAAAUCAAAGAAACAAUCUACUAUUUCCUUGUCCUCGGUUGAGGCUGAGUAUAGAGCAGUCAGAAAAGUAGUUGGAGAACUGAUUUGGCUUGCACGAUUGCUUGAGGAACUCACUUACCCCUUUCUCUGCCCAUACCUGUCUUUUAUGACAGCCAAGCAGCACUUCACAUUGCAAAGAAUCCAGUCUUUCAUGAGCGGACCAAGCAUAUAG